This is a messenger RNA of Exophiala xenobiotica, 2021 nucleotides long. Its product is annotated as O-acetylhomoserine (thiol)-lyase. Bases 269 to 1654 code for a protein of 461 amino acids. The transcript is spliced from 2 exons. The record is from RefSeq and is a predicted model, not a curated record. Gene Ontology annotation, molecular function: transferase activity, transferring alkyl or aryl (other than methyl) groups; pyridoxal phosphate binding. Gene Ontology annotation, biological process: transsulfuration. Lineage: Eukaryota; Fungi; Ascomycota; Eurotiomycetes; Chaetothyriales; Herpotrichiellaceae.
CUUCUUCGUGUGCGGGGAAGAGACUGACACCAUUCGCAAUGCUUUCUCUCAAAGGUCAGGUACCGCCCUACUCUCAAGAGAGCUUCGUCUGUCUCUACAUUGGGAACUUUUUCGCUGGUACACAUAGACGUCUUCUUUCCUACUCUCCGAUAUACAAGUCCUGAGUAUACCCUCCACCCCGGACCCUUCUUGCCUGCAAUACAUCUACCUCUUUUUGAGCACACACGACUCCCCUACCUUCUUGCAGAAGCAACCCAGAUCCUUCGCCAUGGCUUCCGACGAUCAUGUACAAAGAUUCGAAACUCUCCAGAUCCAUGCGGGUCAGGAGCCAGACCCAGCGACCAAGGCUCGCGCCGUCCCCAUCUACCAGACCACCUCCUACACGUUCAACGACUCGGCCCAUGGCGCAAGACUGUUUGGCUUGAAAGAGUUUGGAAACAUCUACAGCAGGAUCAUGAAUCCGACCGUCGAUGUGUUGGAGAAGAGAAUUGCUGCUCUGGAAGGGGGAAUUGCUGCCGUGGCAGCUUCUUCUGGUCAAUCAGCGCAGUUCAUGACCAUCGUUGCCCUUGCGCAUGCUGGUGACAACAUUGUCUCCACCUCCAACCUGUACGGUGGUACCUAUAACCAGUUCAAGGUCAUGCUCCCCCGUCUCGGCAUUGAGACUAAGUUCUUGACCUCGGAGAAGCCGGAGGACUUUGAGAAGGCCAUCGAUGACAAGACAAAAGCGGUGUACGUGGAAACCAUCGGCAACCCCAGGUACAACGUGCCCGACUUUGAGGCCAUAGCAAAGGUCUGCCGUGCCAAAGGUGUUCCUCUUGUUGUCGACAAUACAUUCGGUGCUGGUGGCUACUUCUGCCAGCCAUUGAAACAUGGCGCGGAUAUCGUGGUGCACAGCACCACCAAGUGGAUCGGAGGCCACGGUACGUCCAUUGGCGGCAUGAUUGUCGACUCGGGCAAGUUCGACUGGAAGGCCAAUGCAAAGAGGUUCCCCCAGUUCAACGAUCCCGCCCCCGGCUACCACGGUUUGAAGUUUGUGGACACUUUUGGACCAUUGGCGUUUAUAAUUCGUAUCAGAGUUGAAGUCUUGCGUGACUUGGGUUCCUGCAUGUCGCCUUUCAAUGCUCAACAGUUUAUCCUCGGCGUGGAAACGUUGAGCUUGCGGUGUGAGCGUCACGCGGAGAACGCCUUGAAGCUAGCAAAAUGGCUCGAGAAGCAUCCCAAUGUCGCCUGGGUGUCGUAUCCUGGCCUCGAAAGCCACCCUCAUCAUCAGCUCGCGAAAAAAUAUCUUCCUCGGGGAUUUGGGGGUGUCAUGUCGAUCGGCAUCAAGGGAGGUGCCGACGCAGGUGCACAGGUCGUGGAUGGAUUCAAGAUGAUUUCGAAUCUCGCAAAUGUUGGUGAUGCAAAGACGCUUGCCAUCCACCCCUGGUCAACGACCCACGAGCAGCUUAGCGAGCAAGAGAGACUGGACUCUGGAGUGACCGAAGACAUGGUCAGAAUAUCUGUGGGAAUCGAACACAUUGACGAUAUCAUUCACGAUUUUGAGCAGAGUUUCGCGGCGAGUAGUGCUGCACAGCCGGAUGCAGAGGCCAAACCGGACAACGCUACGACCGACUCAAAACCAAGCACUGAUGCUAAACUCAGUGGGGCAACCUGAUUCCAUUGACCUUUAUGCUUCACAGAGAACGCGUCUGAUAAUGGCUGGCUUUUGUAUAGGGCCGAACCUUUGAAAUAUCGCAGGAUUUGGGAUUUGCAAAGGAGAAGUGUCCGCCAGAGGGAGACCUUGGAGGAAUCUCUGCGGCCAAUCGGUGGAACAUGGUCCGGGGCUGCUAUACUAUAACUAUCUUAACUACUCCGUAUCUUACGAGCUUACCUCCCUAGGUACUUACCCUUACCUAAGGUAGCUAGAUGGUAGCAGUCUUGGGAGCUGAUCCAAUUUUCACAUGCUUCGAGCUGAUGGACCACGACCCUGCAUGAACAUGGAACACGAACAUAAGAAUAAACGAACCUCUGAUCCAAUUGCC